GCAUACACUAUUGUAAUUAAACAGACUUAUGAAUAUUGGCAUAUUUUAAUGAAUGUUACUAUAUUGUUUACAUUUAAUAGGUCAACAAAAAUAGUUCAAAUUAAUCAGAUGGUGCAAAGAUGUAAAUUACAAGGGAUGACUGUAAUUAUAUUAAUAGUUAACCAUUAAAAUAAUUCAAUUUCCAAAGUGAAGGAUUGAAGGAUUUCUUAGAAUAUUUCAAAAUACAAAAACAAAUUUAAACCACCUCUGCAGUAAAAGUGAAACACCAUAAUUCAACACAAAAAUAAAAAUACACACAAGCUUUACAUAAUCAAACUUUCAUCCAUCUUCCAAAUGCCUAUCCUUAUCCCUGCCUGUACCUGUAGCAAAAGCACUAGACUGAUGUACAAUCUGGAUGGGAGUCCGGUAUCGUAUAAUCAGAAAACGAAAAAUCAAUGUUCCGUAAAAGACUGCUGUUCGUUUAACAGAAAAAGAAAAAGGUUAUCGUGUUAUUUUAGUUUCUGUCUCUAGGGGCGCCGUUAUCUUAAGUUGAAGUUCAAGUUUCUAUUCACUGGUCAUUAAAAAAGUCGUUGGCAAAUAUCAGCGCGGUCAAAUCACCGGAUUAUUAUACACAUCAUGGUUUUUCCCCAAACAAUUAUUAAUACCAAAAAGUAAAGGGAAAAGCGUUCUUGGUAACAUGAUUAAUUGGAGCAACAAUUUAAUGCAAUUACAAAGAACAUAUUGGCUGGAAUAGUAAACAUAAGCCUUGAAUUACCACCCAUGAAUACAGUAUUGUAGAAUGUUAUUUGUCGCAUUUAUUUUAAGCAGCGUGUUUUGCAUAUUACUUUUACAUGACAUAGGAUCUUAAGCAGGUGUUUUCUGUAUUAAAAUGUAAAAUACUUGAGAAACGCUGGAAUUAUCCGUAAGGUUUAGUGAAAUAAGAUGAUCCGAUAUAACAACGAUAGACAAAAUACGCUAUUACAAAAUACAUCAUCGAUAAGUGUAUUUUAACGGAUAAAUUAAAAAUCAAUAAAACCAUUAUAAGCAUAAAUCAAUAAUCUAUAAACGGCACUGAUUAGGUGCAGUAGCUGCGGUUUAUUUCUGAUGCAAUCAAUUAAAAAAACACACAGUAAACAACACGUGUAACAGUACACGAUUAAACCAUGUGUUCGUCUUCUGUUGGUUUGGAAGCGAUAUUGUGGUCACUGCCAAUAAAAUGCUAUAAUUAACAUAAACAGUUACAAAGAGACACUUGCCAGCGAUUAUCCCGGCGGCGGGGAGCGCGCGGUCUGCGCGAAGAAAGUCCAUUCCUUGUUUUACCGGUUUAAAAAAUUGCCGGCUCCCGUUCAAUAAUUCUAUUGCGCGGCGCUGUUCAAUACCACAGGUUCCUGUUCGAUAACUCCAUUCCGCGCCCCUGUUCAAUAAGCGAAGGGCGCGUUCGAUCGCUCCGCUCCGUGUUUUGCGCGCGCUCCCCCUCCUUUCCUCCGAACUCCGGCCCCUCGCUCUCUCUCUAUCAGCCUCUCACUCCGUCUCAAUAUGUCUCAAGAUGGCGGCCAAUGCUGGAUCGAUGUUUCAAUAUUGGAAGCGCUUUGAUUUACAGCAGCUGCAGCGAGAACUCGACGCCACCGCCACAGCGCUAGCCAACCGACAGGAUGAGAGCGAACAGUCUAGGAAAAAGCUCAUCGACCAGAGCCGCGAGUUCAAGAAAAACACCCCAGAGGAUCUGCGCAAGCAGGUAGCUCCACUGCUGAAGGGCUUCCAGGCUGAGAUCGACGCCUUGAGUAAGAGGAGUAAAGAGUCUGAAGCUGCCUUCUUGAACGUCUAUAAACGAUUAAUCGACGCCCCAGACCCCGCGCCGGCCCUGGAGGCGAGCCAGCAGCUGCAGCUCAAGGUGCAGAAGAUGCAUGACGUAGAAACGGAGAACCAGAAGCUGCGGCAGACUCUGGAGGAGUACGACAAAGAGUUUGCCGAGGUCAAGAACUAUGAGGUCACAAUCAAGGCGCUUAAGGAGAAGAUCCGGGAAUAUGAGCAGACUCUGAAGAGCAAGGCGGAGGACCUGGCUCAGGAGAAGGAGCAGCAGCUUCACAAUGACUAUGCAGAGAAGGAGAGGAAGCUGCAGGAGAGUCAGGAGUCCAUGGCUUCUAAGCUGGAGGAGGCCGACCGGAAGGCACAGGCACUACAGAAAGCACUUAAAGAAACUCAGGCUGAGCUCUCCGAACUGAAGACCAAGUACGACAAGGAGUCUGCAUUGAAGGUCAACGAGAUUAAGAUGGUGAUGGCCGACCUUGAGCGAGCCAAUCAGCGAUCUGAGGUGGCGGAGAGGGAGGCGGAGACGUUACGGGAGCAGCUCACGUCAGCCAACAAGUCCCUACAGCUGGCCACGCAGAUCCAGAAGGCUCCUGACAUGGAGCAGGCCCUGGAGGUGCUGUCACGCUCCAGUCUGGAGGUGGAGCUCAGCGCCAAGGAACGCGAGGUGGUGCAGCUGGUGGAAGACGUGCAACGGCUGCAGGCCAGCCUGAACAAGCUGCGGGAGACCUCGGCCAACCAGAUCACACAGCUGGAGCGGCAGCUCAGCGCCAAGAACUCCACCCUGAAGCAACUGGAGGAGAAGCUGCAGGAGCAGGCGGAUUAUGAGGAACUGAAGAAGGAGCUGAACAUCCUCAAGUCGAUGGAGUUCGGGCCAUCAGACAGCUCAGCAGCACAGGACUCCUCAAAGCCCUUGGAGGUGCUGCUGCAGGAGAAGAAGCGGAGCUUGCAGUCGGACAGCGCAUCUCUGCGACUGGCCAACAGCGAGCCCAGCGGGAAGAAAGGGAAAGAGGCCCCAGCAGAUAGCCAACAGCGCCUCCCUGUGGCCGCCGCUACUGCAAGUGGUCUGCAGGGCUCUCCCCCACCAACCUCCUCCCAGCUGCUUCUGCGGGCGGCAGCCUGCGAGGUGCCCUCCAGUGCCAACGGCGCGCACCCCUUCUCCCCCACGAGUAUCGGGCAGGACUUCUUCAGUCCGGCGGUGACGGGCACCGGGAAUGCCUUCUCGCUGGCAGCCGGCAAGGUGCCGUUGAACUCAUUGCUGCAGCGCCAGCUCAUGCAGACCUUCUACUCCAAAGCACUGCAGGACUCCUCUGGGGGGGGCGUGCUCUUCGGGGCGGGCCCCUAUGGCGCCGGGUCCCUCUCCGGCAGUCCUCUUCCUCAGCCGCCACACCAGUCCGCAGGCAGUCCCGACGUCAACGGCAUGGCACCAUCGCCCAGCCAGUCGGAGGGUGCGGGCAGCGUCUCGGAAGGUGAGGACAUGGACACAGCAGAAAUCGCACGCCAGGUCAAGGAGCAGCUGAUCAAGCACAACAUCGGCCAGCGCAUCUUUGGCCACUACGUGCUGGGCCUGUCUCAGGGCUCCGUCAGCGAGAUCCUGGCCCGGCCCAAGCCCUGGAACAAGCUCACCAUCCGGGGGAAGGAGCCCUUCCACAAGAUGCGGCAGUUCCUGUCCGAUGAGCAGAACAUCCUGGCACUGAGGAGCAUCCAGGGCCGGCAGCGAGAGAACCCAGGCCAGAACCUGAACAGAGUAUUUCAGGAGGUUCCGAAGCGAAGAGCCGGCUCCGAAGGCGCCUCGCGGCCAGGCAGCAUCACCACGCGGAUCCGCACCCCCGAGAGUGGCUCGGACGAGGCCAUCAAGUCCAUUUUGGAGCAGGCCAAGCGGGAGCUGCAGGUGCAGAAAGUGGUGGAGCCCUCCCAGGCCCCCCCAUCGUCCAGCGGGAGCGGCAGCAGCUCCGACGACACUAUCCGCUCGAUCCUGGAGCAGGCGCGGCGCGAGAUGGAGGCCCAGCAGGCGGCGCUGGAGCCCGUGUUGAAGGCGAGCUCGCUGUCCCCUGGCGACCUGUCGCUUCUCUCCCCCAAGCUGCUGGGGGUCUCGCCCCCCUACUCGCCCCUCGCCCUCUCCAUGAAGAAGCCGCCGCCAACCGCCACCGCCUGCUCUUCGCCUUCGCCGUUGCUCGACUUCUCUACCAUGAAGAAGGAGAAUGCCGAGCCACCCGUCCCGGAGGCUACCUCUGAGGGGGGGGGCCGGCAGGGCCGCAGCAGCGGUGCAGGGCCCUGGAGAGACCAAUGGUGGAGCACCAUGCACCCUGAGCGCCGUGGCAUGACCCCACUGCCGUCGGAGGAGAGCCGCGGGCAGGAGGACUCCAAGGAGAAGCCCUCCCGGCCGGCCGGCUCCGUGGCCGCGCCCUCCUGCUCCUCUUCCUCCCUGGACUACUGGAAGGACUGGCCGCGCGCCGACUCGCCCUAUUCGCAGGGUUCCGAGCCCAGCCUGCAGGGCCCCAGCCGCGGGGACACGCCCCAGAGCAGCCCCCUGCCCAGCUCGCCGCUGCUGGCCCCGGCUAAGGCCGCUAAGCCGGCUGUGCCGCCGCUCACGCCCGAGCAGUACGAGUUCUACAUGUACCAGGAGGUGGACACCGCCGGGCUCACACAGCAGGUCAAGGACAAGCUGGCCAAGAACGGCAUCUGCCAGCGCGUCUUUGGAGAAAAGGUGCUGGGCCUGUCCCAGGGCAGUGUGAGUGACAUGCUGUCCCGCCCAAAGCCCUGGAGCAAGCUGACCCAGAAGGGCAGGGAGCCGUUCAUCCGCAUGCAGCUGUGGCUCAACGGCGAGCUGGGGCACAGCGUGCUGCCGCUGCAAGGCCAGCUGCAAGAGAGCACGCCGAAGACCUCGGCCAGCUGCAGCCCCGCCCCUGAAUCGCCCCUGAGCUCCGCCGAAGAGUCCGUGAAGAGCCUGGGCGAGCCGGCCACCCAGCCCCCGGCCUCAGAGCCCAGCGACCCUCCCGAGUCUCUGGCUCCCGCGCCCCUGCCUGUCCCUGGCCACUCAGGCCUCAGCAUCCAGGAGAUGGUGGCCAUGUCCCCCGAGCUGGACACAUACGUCAUCACCAAAAAAGUCAAGGAGGUUCUGACCGACAACAACCUUGGGCAGCGCCUCUUCGGGGAGACCAUCCUGGGCCUGACGCAGGGCUCCGUGUCGGACCUGCUGGCUCGGCCCAAACCCUGGCACAAGCUGAGUCUGAAAGGUCGCGAGCCCUUCGUCCGCAUGCAGCUGUGGCUCAGCGAUCCACGCAACGUGGAGAAGCUCAUGGAUAUGAAGCGGCUGGAGAAGAAAGCCUACAUGAAGCGCCGCCACAGCUCGGUGAGCGAGAGCCAGUCCGUUGAGGCCGGGGGGGAAACAAGCCAGGGAAGCAGCCCCCAGCACCAGCAGCACCAGCUGAAGAAGCCCCGUGUGGUCCUGGCCCCCGAGGAGAAGGAGGCUCUGAAGCGGGCCUACCAGCAGAAGCCGUACCCCUCACCCAAAACCAUCGAGGAGCUGGCCAGCCAGCUGAACCUCAAGACCAGCACUGUCAUCAACUGGUUCCACAAUUACAGGUCCCGAAUCCGCCGUGAGCUCUUCAUUGAGGAGAUCCAGGCUGCCGCGGGAGAAGGGAGCUCCCCCUCAGCCCGUGGGGGCAAGGCAGGCGAGGGCGAUAGCUGCGAUGGUACCGAGUCAGACGGCACGGUGGAGGGUCGGCCCGGCCCAGCAUCGGGCUCGGAGGAGUACAGGGGAGUCUCCGAGGGCGGCGGGGCCGACCCGGGGGAGGCUAGAGAGGAGGCAAGCGCAGAGGUGCCCUCUGGUACCCUUGCUUCUCAGGACAUUCCUACCUCAGCCCUCAGCCCACCUGGCACUAGCAGCCACAAGGGCGGCGCCAUCGGCAGCUUGUUCAGCUUCCCCGAGACGGCGCCCCCAGGCACUAGAAACCCCAGGGACAGCAGUUUACGGAAGAAGAAGGCUGCCAACCUCAACAACAUCAUCCAUCGGCUGGAGAAGGCGGCCAGCCGCGAGGAGCCCUCCGAGUGGGAGUUCUGAAGCCCCUCUGGCGGGGGCAGGGGGGAGGGUAACUUUUUUUUUUUUUUUAAGUUAAUUCUUACCUGGACUGCAGAGCCAUGGCCAAGCCUGGUACAGCGCAGCGGGAAAGCUGGCAUGUUAUAGAUUUUCUUUUUCGGAGAGGAAGAAAGGAAGGGAGGUAUGAACGGGACAAAAAAAAUAAAUCAAACUCCUCGGUGUGGUUCUGUUGAGAAAAGCACUUAAAAGCCCUGCUGGCCACAGGGCAGAAGCAUCCCCGGCCAAUGGUGCGACACGGUGCAGACAGGAGCUUUCACUUCCAGGAGACUGCGCAGCUUCGAGCAGGGGAGCAGGGGAAGGAAGCUGUGUCUGUCUGUCCAACUGCUUUUCCUCCGAGAGGUUACUGCGCCACGCAGGAGCGUUUCCGACCGCGCCCCUCCAGUGAGCCCCCCCACCACCACCUGACCCACACAUGACGGAACUUAAGAACUGUUACAUUACCCCCCCUCCCCAUCACGUCUGUCGUGAUGUUUUUCUCGUCUCCCUCCUCAUGUCGUGUAUAUGUUUUACUGUCCAGUACGAAGACUGAAAAAAGCCAAGCACUUACAAACAGCACCCCCGCCCCCCCUUACGACGGUUCCUUGCUCACCAAGCCGCCAUUUAAUGGCUAUGGAUUUCCGUCAGACUAUGGACUACUUUGGAAAGAAUUUUUUUUUUUUUUUUAGAGGCUUUUUUUUUUUCCAUCAAAAAUUUUUUAUAGCAAUUUGGUUGCCACUAAGAGAUUGCACAGUCUGUCGACUCUAAACAGUACUAGUUUGGAAUCCUAGCUAUUUUGAGAGACGAAAAAAAAAACAACAGAUACUCUGGUUUUAAAAGGAAUAAUGAGAUAUCACUUUAAUUCACAGAUUUUUUUAACUCAAAAAUAAUGUUCAUCAGGAAAAACAAAUAAUGAGUAAAAAUGUGGUGGUAGCUGG
Molecule: messenger RNA, 6798 nt
Organism: Paramormyrops kingsleyae
Lineage: Eukaryota; Metazoa; Chordata; Actinopteri; Osteoglossiformes; Mormyridae
Gene: cux1a
Product: cut-like homeobox 1a
Biological process (GO): regulation of transcription by RNA polymerase II
Cellular component (GO): nucleus
Molecular function (GO): RNA polymerase II transcription regulatory region sequence-specific DNA binding; DNA-binding transcription factor activity, RNA polymerase II-specific
Source: RefSeq, a predicted model, not a curated record